Molecule: messenger RNA, 838 nt
Organism: Fusarium verticillioides 7600
Lineage: Eukaryota; Fungi; Ascomycota; Sordariomycetes; Hypocreales; Nectriaceae
Exons: 1
Coding region: 1-699 (232 amino acids)
Source: RefSeq, a predicted model, not a curated record
AUGUUCUUUAAGCGUGCGUUAGUCGCGCUGUUUGCGGCCUGGACCAUCUCUGCUGCUGCAAACCCUGUCGCGGAUCCCCUUCCUGAAGACACCCAUCUCCCCAAUCUUCGUCUGUCCCCUCGCGAGGUUCAAGAUUUGAAGGAAAACCAAAAGUUUCCCCCAGGCUACGUUCAUAAGAUGGUGACCUUUGGGACUGGCAAAGACACCACUACUAUUCCCAUCGUUGAAGCCGACCCCGAUAUGCUUCUCGAUGGCGAAAAGGGAAUUAAAGCGCGUUCCUUGGCACCACGAGGUACUUGCUUCAGUUUCCCUACGCCUUCAUCCGGGUGCAUGAUCGACUACUGCUGGAUUGAUAGCGGAGGGCAUACCUACUCAGCAGCAAUCACCAUCAGGGGCAGUAACGGGCAAUCCAAUCCCUCAUCUGUAACAAGCAAUGAUCCGGCCAAUCUUUCGCUCAACAAUGUAUGGAACGAUGGCUACAAUGGCUGGUUUCCGACUGGCCAUGAAUGUUCCAACUCGGAUACGCAGAUUUACACCGACCACCGCUGGUCUGCAGGCAUCCUAGGGACAGCUUAUAUCAACCGCCUCAGAUGUGAUAACUGCAACUUCGGGUUUCUUAGAUGCCCCUCAACUUUCCUCCAGAAUAACUUAAUUGCUUAUUCAAACGGCGUUGGGUCCCAGUCUUCCUGUGUUUCCUAGGAGAACUUAAUGGAGGUAUUCUGUUAUGGAAUCUGUUAUGGAAAAGCUGUUAUAAGAAGCUUGUAUAUAGGAAUGCCUAUAAAACGAUAGUGUUAUAUUUACUUCUAACUGCUCUUUACCUAGAGCCUCUUUUAGCCAC